Colletotrichum aenigma is the source of this 2181-nucleotide messenger RNA. RefSeq lists its product as uncharacterized. NCBI's taxonomy places the organism in Eukaryota, Fungi, Ascomycota, Sordariomycetes, Glomerellales, Glomerellaceae. The transcript has a single exon. The coding region runs from base 1 to 2181 and encodes 726 amino acids. The record is from RefSeq and is a predicted model, not a curated record.
AUGAACCCAGACCCGGUCUUCAGCUUCGAACUGCAAGCCAUCGCGACAGACCAACAGUACCGCAACAUUACAGCGUUGGCUCUCGCGAUUCAAACGAGGAUCUUCGGCAAUCGUCAUCCCAGUUUUGCCCCUACGCCACUGCUUCAAUGUGUCCGAUUUAUGCUCAUCAAAGCCAAGGUGCCGGACUUCAUGUACUCCGACAAAACCAAAGUUGUGAUGGACUUCUUCUUCGACCCAACGAUAUUCAGAAACGUCGAACCUCCGCCUGUGGACGCAGUCAUAUAUAAGUACCCCACAGGACGUCUCAAGGUUGCCAUAGUUGGUGGAGGUCCCACGGCUCUGGCGUCAGCCAUCUCGCUCGCCGAAAAGGGUGCUGGCAAGAUCCAAGUCCACGUAUAUGAAAGGCGCUGGGUGGUCAUGGCAGGCCCGAACGGUACUUAUUUCAACUAUCCGCCGACCGCAAGCAGACGCGAUCAGGUCGUCACGCUGCAAGAGUCAGUCACGACGUUGAUGAGCCAGGCAACGCAGCAAGCACUUUUCGAAGGGCGCCCCGAGUGUGUUUGGCCUGGUUCAGCCAACAUUCAGAUCCGGAAGGUCGAGGAUCGGUUGCUUCGAAGAUGCCAUGCGCCUGAGUUUUACGACCUGAUACACCUUCACGCGGAGGGCGUUACACGCGAAGACUUGUACAAAGUUGGUGACUUUCAUUUGCUCCUUGGAGCAGACGGAGCAGCAUCUUGGGUCCGGAAGUCUUAUUUCCAUGGCUACGAGAACGAACGCGGAAGGAGUUAUGCCCUUGGCUUGGCAUUCGAUCGGCCAGCUGGGCUUCCUUGGUCGCAACCUCUGAACGUGUUUCUUACGUUGGGCCAAACCCGUUAUCUCCUCAACGCCAGUGACUUCGAUGGUCGCGGGUAUCUCAACAUGCAGCUCACCGAGGAGGAAUGGCACAAGAUGUUGGCUAUGGAUGGUCAACCUGUCACUUUUGGGUAUCCAGGAUGUCUACGACGGCCGGAUGGGACGAUCCCGCCUGGCUUUAAUGAAAACCAAGUUUUCGCACCGUCGGAGAACAGAGGAGGUUCGCUGUGGAGGUCGAUAUCCGAUGGGUUGAAGCUUUUCGGCUUCAAGGAGAGCGAGGUCAUCAACGUCGUGCGCAUCCCGGUUGUGGUGCAAGCUGUGCGAGAAGGCAUCCAGUACCUCCCGCCAUCAGAUUCAGCUUCUAUCAACCGGCCUCAUGCCCUUGUUGCAGUCGCCGGCGACGCUGCUAUGACGGUACACUUUUGGCCAGGGCGUGGUCUCAAUAGCGGUGUUAAGUCUGGCAUUGCCCUAGGAGAUGAGAUUGUUCACGCUCUUAAUGCGGGCAAGUUCGUCGGUCUGCCUCUGACAGCAAUGCAGCAAUACAACGACUUUAUCAUGAAGCUGCAGGAUCGCGAACACGACAAGCGCAGCAUCCCCAUCCUCAACCAGUCAGGGACGCCAGAAACGCUUGGAUGGCUCUUGAGCAAGGCGAAUACAGUUCCCGACAACGUCGCGAUUGAAUGGUUGGUCGGAGCCAUGUCACAGAUUGCAGAGCGCCUAGAGCUACGAGGAGACUGGGCGUUUCAGCCAGUAGCAAAUGUCGAGCCACAACUUCGAAUCGUUCUUCGACAGCUUGACUCUGAGACAUUGAGAGAAAUGGCAGUCAGCUUCCCGUGGCCGACGAGGGAGAUGGGCGGCGCGGAAGUCCUACCCCUUCGUUCGAUGAAGCCCGAAGAGAAGCAAAGGUGGCUUCAACAGCUAUGGGGCCUGUUGCGGGAUGAAGCCCAGAAGAAGCAUCCGUCCCGCGGGGAUCAAGGUGGUUCAUCUCGAUUCGAGGCACCUCGCGGGGCUGCCCUUCUUCCUCCGCGGACAACCUCGCCGUCUCCGCAAUUCCUUACCCCGGACUCGGGAAACCCCACUCCGAAUCGGCCCGAGUCGACAUUGCGCCGGAGCAACGCGAGCCGGGGUGUCUCCUCUCCUGGGCCGUCGGAGAGGAACUUGGCAGUUCCCAACGGAGAUCAAACCAUUCUGCGGCCACGCUCACCAUCUGCUGGUGGUGAAGUGCCUCUUGGAAGACUUCUCAGUGUUAACCAACGGCCGGGGCGCGCUAUCUUGGCUGAUGCCAUGUCCCUUGCUCUUUUCCGUGUUGACGGAGACCCCUCAAUGUAG